Messenger RNA from Aegilops tauschii subsp. strangulata, 864 nucleotides. Lineage: Eukaryota; Viridiplantae; Streptophyta; Magnoliopsida; Poales; Poaceae. The record is from RefSeq and is a predicted model, not a curated record.
AUGCCACAUAUAGCGGCGCUCGCAGGCAGCGUGAUCCCAGUAACGGAGACGGAGAUGGAGAUCCACUCCGGUGCGCCAUGCACCAAGAGGGCGAAGCUCGCACCACCGGUGACGCUAUCCUCUCGUGGCUUGGUGGUAGCGGCUGAAAGCGGCGAGGACCGCAUCAGCGACCUCCUGGACGCCAUCCUCGGUGAGGUCAUCUCCCGUCUCUCCACUAGGGAGGGCAUCCGCACUCAGAUUCUCGCACGUCAUUGGCGUCCUGUUUGGCCGAACGCUCCUCUGAAUCUUGACUGCCGUGAGAUCCAUGUCGCUCGUCUUUUUAACGCCCUAGAAACAGUUCAUGUCGAGAUCAUCAGUAGGGUCUCUGCCUACAACGAGGAGCUUGCUCAUAUACAAUACAUCGGAACUUGGAAUCAGGGAAAAACAGUUCCUGGUGAUGGUUCUUGCCUUCCAGAGUCCACAUCCUCUCCAGCCAUGUGGGCGCAGUUCUCCGCCUUUAUACCAGACCAUUAUGUAGAGGUACUUGAACUACCACUGGUCAAGAGACUUUCGCUUGUUGAGGUUGAUAUAUCAGAUUUCUCGUUGCAAAGCAUGAUCAACUCUAGUUGCCCUGCACUCGAGUGCCUGCUGCUUUUUUGCAAUAGAGAAAGGCAUCGGAUCACAAUAAAUUCCCCUAACCUUGUAAGCAUCGGCAUCCGUGGUGAGAAAGGAAAAUUCAUCAUCGAGGAUGCCCCCUCACUUCAAAGGUUGAUCCACGAUCUCCAGAGCAAUAACAUGGAGGUAUUCAUCGUCUCUGCACCCAAAUUGGAGACAUUGGGCAAAUUCAGGAUCUCGCUUGACUCCACAGGUCUUAUGGUGUACUGA